Messenger RNA from Salvelinus sp. IW2-2015, 737 nucleotides. RefSeq names its product alpha-1,6-mannosylglycoprotein 6-beta-N-acetylglucosaminyltransferase B-like. Lineage: Eukaryota; Metazoa; Chordata; Actinopteri; Salmoniformes; Salmonidae. Gene Ontology annotation, cellular component: Golgi apparatus. The record is from RefSeq and is a predicted model, not a curated record. Gene Ontology annotation, biological process: protein N-linked glycosylation. Gene Ontology annotation, molecular function: alpha-1,6-mannosylglycoprotein 6-beta-N-acetylglucosaminyltransferase activity.
UUGCAGGUCGAGCCAUACCUACCGUAUGAGUACACCUGCGAGGGAAUGCUGGAGAGGGUACACGCCUACAUACAGCAUCAGGACUUCUGCGCCCCCGAGGCCCCCUUCCCUCCGGCCAACUCCUCCUCCUCCAAGCUGGGGCUUAGUAGUCCGGGUAGCCCUGGGCCUCAAUUUGUCCUGCUKCCCAACUCCAGUGCCCUAACCUGGGCCCCCAACGCCAACACCCCCCCUGCCUGGCCCCCCCUCAGCUCCCUGAGGCUGCUGGCGUCCCAGGAGGGCCAGUCGUGUGUGGAGGCGUGCCAGCGUGCCAACCUGGUCUGUGAGCCCGCGCUGUUCCGCUUCGUCAAUAACAAGGAUGCCCUCCGUGGGUUAGAGGUGCAGUGUGAGGUGGUGGAGGCGGAGGUCAACCACGUGUUCCCGGCCUUCUCCGUCCUACGCCGGGAGUGCAGCCUCCAGAAGGACCCCCUCCUCUACAGCUGUGCCGGCCACAGCCCCAAGUACCACCGCCUCUGCCCCUGCCGGGACUACCGCCGCGGCCAGGUUGCCCUCUGCCGAGACUGCUUAUGAGGAGGGGCCAGGAGUUUUUCCAAUGAACGCCUGACCCGGCAAUGUGGCUAGGAAAAACUCCAGGCGCUCUAGUUAUAGCCUAUGAAUUGUAGACUAUAAACUAUGGACUAUAAGCUCAACCAGCCCUGGUUAUGAUGCUAGGAGAGGGGCUGGCUAAAACCGAAGGACCC